AUGACGACCGUCGGAGACGUUGCGCAGUCCCGCCGCCGCCGCCACAGCGUCUCGCUGCACGACGUGCGCACCUCCCAUGCACCGCUGCUCCAGGUUGAGCACCCCCCGGUGAAGCUCGGAAGGACGCGCGGUGCCUCCAUACCCGUUCCCGGCGCACGCCAGUACGAGGGCUACGUGGGAAGCCGCCAUGUCGCCCUGCAACUGGCCGUCCGUGAAACGGACCGCGAGAUAUCGGCCCGCAGCUGUUUGAUUCGCGUGAUGCUGGAGGAUUCCCGGCUAACUGUGCACUAUCACAGCCAGAGCAAGCUCACCCAGCAGGAGCUGAGCGAUCUCCAGAAGGCCACCCACUUCGACAAGAAAGAGUUACAGCAGUGGUACAAGGGCUUUCUAAAGGACUGUCCCUCGGGGAUGCUCACCAAGGAGGAGUUCCAAAAGAUCUACAAACAGUUUUUCCCAUUCGGUGACCCGUCGUCGUUCGCCGACUAUGUCUUCAACGUGUUUGAUGCCGACAAAUCGGGCUCGAUCGACUUCAAGGAGUUUAUCUGCGCGCUGAGCGUCACGAGCAGAGGAAAGAUGGAGGACAAGCUGGAUUGGGCGUUCCAGCUGUACGACAUUGACGGCGACGGCAAGAUUAGCUACGACGAGAUGCUGGCGAUUGUGGAGGCUAUAUACAAGAUGGUCGGCUCCAUGGUCAAGCUCCCCGAGGACGAAGACACGCCCGAGAAGCGCGUGCGCAAGAUUUUCCGCAUGAUGGACAAGGACGAGAACGGUAGCCUGGACAUGGCCGAAUUCAAGGAGGGCUCCAAGCGCGACGAGACGAUUGUGUCGGCGCUGUCCUUGUACGAUGGGCUUGUGUGA
Diplodia corticola is the source of this 858-nucleotide messenger RNA. Its product is annotated as neuronal calcium sensor 1. The coding region runs from base 1 to 858 and encodes 285 amino acids. The transcript is spliced from 3 exons. The record is from RefSeq and is a predicted model, not a curated record. Gene Ontology annotation, molecular function: calcium ion binding. Gene Ontology annotation, cellular component: membrane; cytosol; intracellular membrane-bounded organelle. Lineage: Eukaryota; Fungi; Ascomycota; Dothideomycetes; Botryosphaeriales; Botryosphaeriaceae.